AUGGACGCAAUUCAGCGGAUUCGCGGACAAUGGGUCCUAACGCUCGUCGAGAGUGUUGGACUGGCAGCCUUCAUCUAUGUUCUGAGUAUCGUGGUGUACCGUGUAUGGUUUCAUCCUCUUGCAGGAUUACCUGGGCCCGUUCUGGCAAAGGUUACGAAUCUUUAUGGUGGUUACCAUGCUUGGACGGGUGAUCUGCAUUUGAACAUGCUGCAAUGCCACGAGAAAUAUGGAAAUUUUGUGCGUUACGCACCAAAUCGUGUCUUGGUUAACACGAACACUGGUUUGAAAGACGUCUAUGCUUUCACUAAGCAAUUUCAGAAAUCCACCGUCUACCAGGCGAUGGUACACCGGGCCCCAAAUACUCUCACUUUGAUCGAUAAGAAGCAACAUGGACGCAAACGUCGCACCAUUGGUCAAGGGUUUGGAGACAAUGCUUUGCGGGGAUUUCAAGAUGCCAUCAUGGAGCUUGUCAAGAUUUUCUGUGACGCGCUGAUCCAAGACACUCCUGCGGGCAACUGGUCCCAGCCGCAGAACAUGGGCAAAUGGUCGAACUAUUUGACAUUUGAUAUCAUGUCGAAGCUCGUCUUUGGGGAGAGCUUCGACUUGCUCGGUAGCCCCGAUAAUAGAGAUAUUGUCCAGUGUAUCGAAGAUUCAAAUGUCAGGACCGGGGUUCUGAUACAAGCUAGCGAGCUUUCUACGCGUCGCUUGGACAGGAAGCUGUUCCCUCAAGCUAUCAAGGGGCGCAACAAGUUCAUUCGUUUUGUCACGGAUCUUCUGAAGCAGAGAAUGGCCGCAAAACCUUUGAAAAGAAAGGAUGUUUUCUCUUUCCUUCUCGACGCUAAGGAUACGGAGACCAAUCAAGGCUUCACCCCGGCCGAGAUUGGAGCCGAGAGUACAACUUUGAUCGUUGCGGGAUCCGAUACAACAUCGACUGCAAUCGCCUCCAUGUUCUUCUACCUUGGUCACUAUCCCGACGUCUACGAGCGAUUGAAGAACGAGAUUCGAGCUGCAUUUGCCAGCGCUGACGAAGUCACCCUUGGAUCAAAACUGACAGACUGUGUUUACCUACGAGCCUGCAUCGACGAAAGCCUGCGCAUGUCACCUCCGGCCGGCGGCUCAUUAUGGCGAGAGGUUGCCCAGGAUGGAGUUGUCGUUGAUGGCCAUGUUAUUCCUCGAGGCUACGAUAUCGGUACGUGCAUCUACGCCAUCCACCAUAAUCCCGAAUAUUACCCUGAGCCAUUUGAAUACCGCCCGGAUCGCUGGCUCGGGAAGCCUGAAGAGAUUCAGGCUGCUCGAUCGGCGUUCACGCCAUUCUCAAUCGGGCCCAGAAGCUGCCUCGGAAAGGGCCUGGCCUUGACUGAGCUUAGUCUGACUAUGGCUUACCUCCUCACCAAGUAUGACUUCCGUCUUGCUCCGGGCUCGGGGAAAUUAGGCGGUGGCUCAGCUUCGGAUGGACCUGGGCGCGAUCGUGAACUGGAAUAUCAACUCAGAGAUCAUGUCACGGCUGCGAAGAAUGGACCGCUUGUUCAGCUUCGUCUGCGGCAGUGA
Molecule: messenger RNA, 1548 nt
Organism: Penicillium diatomitis
Lineage: Eukaryota; Fungi; Ascomycota; Eurotiomycetes; Eurotiales; Aspergillaceae
Product: cytochrome P450
Exons: 6
Coding region: 1-1548 (515 amino acids)
Molecular function (GO): heme binding; monooxygenase activity; iron ion binding
Source: RefSeq, a predicted model, not a curated record